ACAUUACACUAUACCUCCUUUAUUGAGACAAUUAUAUACUUGUAUAUUCUCAUGUAAAUGGUAGAUAUAUAAUAAUACUGUACAUACAGUCUUGCUUCAUUCACAUAUAGCUAUUCAGUCAUAGGGAACCAUCCAUAGCAAUUAGCUAAGCUGUUAUGUGAUAAAAUAUGAAGUACAUGUAGUUGAGAUAGUUUAGUGUAGUUAAGAUAGUUAACAUAAUUUAGUUAGAGUAGAUAAGAUAUACAAGAUUAGUUAAGUAGUUAGUUAAGUACUAGUUAAGUAGAAAUCAUAAUCAUGGCUGAGAUGAUGGAUGUGGAUAAUGAUGAGUGCAUACUUUGUAAUGAAACACUCUCUGACAGUACUGUGCCAACUGUAAAACUGGGUGAAAAGGGCAUGUCAGGUUUACAAAAGGCAAUUAAUGCUAGAAAUGAUAGCUUUACUAUAGCAGUUGAGCAAGUUGUUCAUGUCCAUUGUAGAAAAGAGUAUACAAAUACUAAUGUCAUAUCUGCUUUGAAACGGAAACUAAGUGCACCAACAGAAAGAAAUUCCAAAAAUCUAAGAUCUCAAGAAGUCAAAUUCAAUUAUAAGACAAAUUGCCUAUUUUGUGGACAGGGUGACCCAUAUCAAGGUAGAAAGACUGAUUUCAAACUGAACCCUAUAAUGACCCUAGACUAUAGUUCCACAUGUUUAAAAAUAUGCGACAAACUUAAUUCGCCAUGGAGCGAUGAAGUAAAAGAUCGGAUGCUUUUUUGUCCAGACCUUCCAGCAGCAGAUGCUGUGUACCAUCAAGUAUGUAGCACAAACUUUAGAACUGGGAGGGAUGUCCCCUGAAUUUUUGAACAGGGUGGUUCAAAGGUUAAAAAUGUGGGAAGGCCACAAGAAGAAGAAAGGGAGAAUGCUUUUAAAAUGGUAGUAAAAUAUCUAGAGCAAGCUGAAGAUGAGCAAAUUUCAAUUGAGGAGACAUUGGUAAAAAUGAAUGAGUAUUUAGAAGGAAGCCUUUCAGUUGCCGUUACAUGAAGGACAGACUCAAGGCACAUUUUGGAGAUAGCAUCCUGAUAACAAACAUACAAAAAAAGAAAAAUGUGCAAACACAAAUAAAAUUGAUGAUAUUGAUUUAGAUACAGUGUAAUUGCAUUGUCAUGGAAAAUGAAAAGUUUUCAAGCAUUGAUAAU
Molecule: messenger RNA, 1172 nt
Organism: Owenia fusiformis
Lineage: Eukaryota; Metazoa; Annelida; Polychaeta; Sabellida; Oweniidae
Source: the annotation of a GenBank genome assembly